ACUAAGUAUGCACAACAUCAACACAGGACUGGAAGGCCGACAUAUUCAAGUUUCUUCUUCAAGGCGCUACUAAUGUUCGAUGCCAGAACAGUCCCUCACCGUCCCUCAGCCCUGCAUCGCGUGUGCCAUUCAGAUCAUACUGUUGGAUAAGAUCAUGGGACAGCCCGACGAUCAGUCCAUCACGGGCAUUUAGAAACCGCGGGGGUUGGCAGUUCGCCGGUCAUGUUGCUAUAUCAAGGGUGUCUCUGGAAGCUAUAAAGAAGCUUGAAUCAGCCAAGAAUGAGACGUAAUAAAAAAGUCCUAAGCUCUUCUCCAAAUCUUUAAGACAAUCCAUCAUUCACCAUGCAACUCCUCAACUACCUUCCACUUCUUCUGGUCCCGGCCGUGGCCGCUAAGAGCACCGUGUACCUGAUUCGUCACGGUGAGAAGCCUUCCAGUGGCAACGGCCUCAAUGCCCAAGGUCUCCAGCGUGCCCAGUGCCUGCGUAACGUGUUCGGAAGCUCAUCUUCCUACAACAUCGGUUACAUCAUGGCUAUGACCCCAGACUCUGAUGGGUCCCGCGCUCGCCCGCUCGCAACUGUCCAGCCCCUUGCUACCGACCUUGGUAUCACCGUUGACACCUCCUGCGACCGUGACGACCAGAAGUGCGUCGCCAAGGUUGUGAAUAACUACACUGGUAGUGGAAAUAUUCUUAUCUGCUGGGAGCACGAUGCCCUGACCGAUAUUGUGGAUGCCCUGGGUGACAGCAAUGCCCCCAGCUACCCAAGUGCUUCGUUCAACCUGAUCUGGACCGACCCUUCCCCGUACUCUGCCAUUACUGCUACUACCUCUGAGAACUGCCCUGGACUUGAUUAGACAGAGUGAAUGAUGGGUUGUUGAGCGUUGAUCGCUCGGGAAAAUGGAUCACUUUUAGUUACCUUUACAUAUAAAAUUAUACAUAUGCACU
Molecule: messenger RNA, 946 nt
Organism: Pseudogymnoascus verrucosus
Lineage: Eukaryota; Fungi; Ascomycota; Leotiomycetes; Thelebolales; Thelebolaceae
Exons: 3
Coding region: 343-855 (170 amino acids)
Source: RefSeq, a predicted model, not a curated record